Messenger RNA from Synchiropus splendidus (mandarinfish), 7384 nucleotides. RefSeq names its product transcription factor HIVEP3 (gene hivep3b). The transcript is spliced from 9 exons. The record is from RefSeq and is a predicted model, not a curated record. NCBI's taxonomy places the organism in Eukaryota, Metazoa, Chordata, Actinopteri, Syngnathiformes, Callionymidae. The coding region runs from base 610 to 6510 and encodes 1966 amino acids. Gene Ontology annotation, cellular component: nucleus. Gene Ontology annotation, molecular function: DNA-binding transcription factor activity, RNA polymerase II-specific; RNA polymerase II cis-regulatory region sequence-specific DNA binding. Gene Ontology annotation, biological process: regulation of transcription by RNA polymerase II.
CGGGGCCCACCGGACCUGCCGCGCAGGGUGGUGCGGAGCCGCCGUCCGUGUUCGCGUGAAGCCGAGAUGUUGUUUUGUUGUGACGCGGCGCCGAAUGUGACACCGCGGUCUGCCUCGAGUCCACACUGGGAACACGCUCCAGCCGCCCCGGUCCCCUCUCCCCCGGAGCCUCGCCGCCAACAGCGCCCCCGGCCCGCCCGUCACGAGCCAGGAAAUGCGGACUUCUGGCUCCGUCGAUACGGAAUAAAUGGCUGCUGCGGCCGGAGCCAAGCAACAAGACCCAUCAUGACCAGAGUUGAUGCAGCUACCGGGAGCAAUUGAAUCCAAAGCAGGACUAUUAGAAUGUCUGAGGCUGGAUGUCAACAAAGCUGCUCAAUUCAGAGACAAGAUCCAUGUUUACCUGCUCCCACACAACCGGAGGGCAACUUUAAAUAAUGACUCAUUUGCUCCCCCCUGUGGAAUACUCCAGGCCGACACUGAACAAGGCCCUUUGUUAUGAUUUCCACAGCAAGAUAUCAAUGAUCUCUGACCUCCCAGCUGCCAUGCCAUCAGCGCCAUGAGGCUCCAGGAGCCCUUCCUUGUUUACCUGUGAGGCCUCCUCUCCACUCUAUGGAGGCGGAGCCUGGCCAGUCGGCUGAAGGGAAGCGCUCUGGAAGGCAGGAGCAGCAGCCUGUCGCAGCUGAACCCUCACCAGGAUCUAGUCAGUCACAGCAAACCCGGCAGCUUCCCAACCCGCGUCCCAUACACAGAGCCUUGGGUCGGCUGCAAAAUCGGCCGCCGAAACGCACCGACCUUUUGCUUCGUUUACAGCAGCAUCAAGCAGUAGCAUGGCAGCAUUCCGACACAUCAGGGCCCUCAGGAGGCAGCUUCUUUUCUCCGGCCUCGGCCUCGUCAUCCCUCCCCUCUACUUCCUCCACCCAGGGUGAGCAGAGUCAGGCAGGUCCUUCACAAUUGAGCCAGGACAGCAAGGACAGGGUCAGCUCGCCCAGAAGAGAGAAGAAGCCACAAAAGCCAGGGAAAUAUGUUUGCACUUACUGUGGCCGUCCAUGUGCCAAGCCAAGCGUUCUUCAAAAACACAUUCGCUCCCACACAGGUGAAAGACCGUAUCCUUGCGCACCAUGUGGUUUUUCCUUCAAGACCAAGAGCAAUUUGUACAAGCACCGCAAAUCUCACGCCCAUCGCAUUAAAGCCGGCCUGGCAUCCAGCCAUGAAGAACCGAGUUUGAGUGGACCAGAGGGUGGUGGUGUUGGAGAUGAACCUGAGGAGCAUACGGAGGGGGAGAGUACUGAAUCAGAAGAAGAGACGGGUCAACACAAAAAAUCUUCUUCAAAAAGUAUGGGCUAUCCGCUGAAGAAGGGACCAAAAGAGCAUCUGGGCGAGGAAAGUCAGAGGCCUGAGGAUUCCCAAGCUGUCAAACAAAGACUUGCAUUACGGCUGAGCGAAAGGAAAAGAGGACCAGUGGGCUCUCCGGAUGAUGCACCAUCAUCACUCUCCACAUCCUCCUCAUCUUCUGUUGGCCCUGGUAGUAAAGGUAGCACAGAGUCUGGCUACUUUUCUGGGUCAGGCAGCACUAGCACCGACCUGUCCCAAGUGAGCCCUCCCAGUGCCAGUGCCAAAACAUAUGCAGAAAUCAUACUUGGGAAAUAUGGACGGCUGGGAGGACAGCAGCGCAACCCCCAUCCGCAUCAGACUCAAUCUCCUCUUUGCACAUUGUCAGGUGCGGAUGAGAAGAGCGUUCCUUUUGCUGUUCCUAAAACCCAAGUCAUUGAACACAUAACAAAGCUCAUCACUAUCAACGAAGCCGUCGUCGACACCAGUGAGAUCGAUAGUGUGAAACCAAGACGCUCAUCUAUUUCCAGGAAAAGCAGUACAGAGUCUGCAAAAUUGACUUCCCAAAAAGAUCCAUAUGCAUUUGACCCAAAAGCCGACGCCCCCGGCCCCAGUGGUAUGAGGCUCCUUCGCACUCCUCAAACAGACUCACCCGGAAAACAGGGAUUGUCAACAGUGCCUCUGCUGAGAAGCCACUCAAUGCCGUCUUCUACUAGCCAACAUGAGUCCCACAGAGCAGGAGCAAUGUCUCACAGGGGUUUCCGGCUGUGCCAGUCCUUCGAUGAGCAGCAAGCAGUGGUGGCAGAAAUGAGGGUGGGUCACGCUCACCGCAUGCUGAGGCGACAGCCUGCCAUAGAAGUUCCUCUAGGGUCGGAACAAAUUUUAGAGGAAACUAGCCCGACCUACUCCUCUUUGACAAGAAGCCCUGAACCAGCAAGGAUUCCACUGCAGCAGCAGCAGCAGCAGCAAAAGAGCUUCUUUGAAUGUGAAACGUGUCGGGCUCGUUUCCAGCACAGCGAUGGAUACAGGACUCACAGAGGGGUCUGCACAGGCAUGCAGCAACUUGAACAGGAGAGCAUGGAUGCAAGUCGAACGAGCCACGAGGAGCGGCCGCAGAUGAUGAUGCAUCACAAGUUCAAGGCGUUAGCCAUGGCUGUGAGGAAGAGAAGAAAAGAGGAGAGUUUGGAGGAGGAUCCCCCGAGUCCGGUGUCGGCCGCCACGUCCGGCAGCCCUGUGGGCCUCAUUCCAAUGUCAGGCAGAGAGGACAGCCCCAAUGUCUCAGGUGUUUCUUCACAGGCUCAGCCAAGGCAGCAAGAGCAGCAGGACAGAAAGGGUGUGUCUGUCAUCCAGCACACCAGCUCUUUCGAAAAACAGGAGAGCGUUUCAAUGGAAGCCCAUGAGCCAGACGUCAGGGAGGGUCAGCAAAUCCACAGCCCGGAGCCAAAACCAUCACCCUCUGCAUCUCGUCUCAUUCGCCAGCAUAACAUCCAAGUGCCAGAGAUUCUUGUGACUGUAGAGCCGGAUGCUGAUAUGCCAUCUGUGUCCCUGCAAGGGACACCCACCGCACCAAAGGAGGCUGAGAAAGUGGAGGAGUUCCAGUGGCCUCAGCGAAGUCAAACUCUGGCACAACUACCUGCAGAGAAGCUGCCACCAAAGAAGAAGAGACUUCGCUUAGCGGAAGCAGCGCAGUCCUCUGGGGAGUCAAGCUUUGAGUCUGUGUCUCUUCCCCGCAGCCCCAGUCAAGAGAGCAACAUCUCACACACGUCAAGUAUCUCUGCUUCUUUCGAGGACACCUCACGGCCGGAUCCUUCUGCUUGGGCCUCCAGCAGCCAGUGCUCCCAGAUGUUAACGGUACCUUCAUCCUCCCACCAAUCGAACCAAAGCUACCGAGAGAUGAGGCGCUCCGCCUCUGAGCAGGCUCCAUCCAGCCACCAACAGACAGAGCAGAUCCCGGAAACUAGAAGCAAGUCCUUUGACUAUGGCUCACUGUCCUCGCAGCAGUCGGCUUCAUCGUGGAAGGAACGGAGAAAGUGUCUUCUGGUCAGGCAUGCCACUUUGGGGGAACCUGAUCAGGACGAAGGUUUGGGUGUGGGCCUUUUGCCUCGAGCGGAGAGCCCAAAGCCAGGGCCUUCUCGCUCAUCCCAUCCACCAAUGUUUUCAGAUGAGGCAGGCGGCUCAGACUUGAGCAGGUUACAGGUCCCCUCUCAGGAUCAAUUCCCUUUACAGCUCAGAGGCCAGCAAACAUUUCCUUCACAGUCAUCAGCUCGCCUACUACCAGUCACCACAGCCACCAUCUCAGAUAUUCUAUCCAGUCACUUUGUUCACGGACAGCUCUUGGACUCACGGCCCGAACUGGCUCCUGCACAGGUGCAUCCGUUACGCAUCGGCACGUCUGAGCCGCUGGGCGUGUCACCACAUCAGUUCCCUGAUCUGGAUCCAUUUGAGUUUUCCGCAGGGACUAGAGGCAACCUGUACUUUCCUGUUCCUCCAAAACACACCAAACAUAUUCUGGCUUCAGUGGAAGGAUCAACUUCAGUGUCCCCUGCUCUCACACAGUCCCUCGUCACGAUAUCGUAUGUCCAUCCAAGUCCAGUCAUUGCAACAUGCCUCGCUCAGUUUACACCUGUAGUGUCUCUGGUGGUGCCUGUGCGCCUUCACACCCACCUACCUGCCUAUGCCAGUGCCAUGUAUACCACCCUAUCCCAAGUCAUUGAGUCAGCUGGCGCACAGCCGCCUAGUUCAGGCACAGCAGUGGCCGUCAUUGGCUGCCUUGAGCAGGACAAAAUGCAAAGAUCCUAUUUAAAAGUCCCAUCACCAGAAAUUACAGGUCUCCUUCCCUUUUCUCUGUCAACUGAGCUGGCCUCAGGAUCGGGGGAAGGAUAUGGAUCACUCGGAGCAGGAGGAAGUAAACGCAUGCUGUCUCCUGCCGCCAGCCUGGAGCUAAGCACAGAGGCUCAGCGUCAACAGAAGAGGGUGAAGGAGGAAGAGGAGAGGGAGCCUGCUAAAGCAGACGAGGAGUCCGAGAAUGUCAAAGAGCAGGCCCCUGAGGAAGAAGAGAAAUCCGAUCGAUUAUCGAAAGGGGAUCAGACGAAACAAGCAGACAUACUUGAAUUUACAACUGUGAAAACGGAGAGGGAACCAGCGCCAAAGGCGGAGAAGGACAUCGAGGGAAAGAGUGAGGAGUCACCAAUGGCUUCGAGUCAAAAGAAGAAUGAGACGCUGCUUAUCAAAAAAGCAGUUGAGAAACCAACCCCAGAGAAAUAUCCCAGUCUCAACACAUCCACAUCUGUCAACUGGUGCUACCUGAACUAUGUAAAACCCAACCCAACGGCGGAGAGGGACCCCAGCAAUUCCGUCUACUCAUCAUGGAGCGUCAGUGCCCACAACCCCAAUUUACCGGGGCUCAGCACUAAGGUGGCCCUGUCUCUUUUGUGCUCCAAACAAAAGCAUAGCCCAGAGACGUACACCAUGGCCGCCGUCCCGAUAUCUGCCAACGUGGAGUUGACCCCGGCCCGGACCAGCUCUCACGUCCCAGAGGUACCUGCCGUCCAACCCAGCUCCCUCACUGAGGUAACGGAUCUGCAGCGUGUGAAAGAAGAGAACAAAGAGAUGACGGAUGAUAAUGAAGCUUCAACGUCGAAAGCCUGUGACGCCCCUCGUGUUAGGAUCUUCGAAGGCGGGUAUAAAUCUAAUGAAGAGUAUAUUUAUGUUCGAGGUCGCGGCCGGGGGAAGUACGUUUGCGGCGAGUGCGGCAUCCGCUGUAAGAAGCCCAGCAUGCUGAAGAAGCACAUCCGAACACACACCGACGUCCGUCCGUUUAUCUGCAAGCAUUGCAACUUUGCCUUCAAAACCAAGGGGAACCUUACCAAGCACAUGAAGUCGAAGGCUCACGGGAAGAAAUGCCAGGCGACAGGAGUAUCUGAGUCUUCGCUGGAUGAGCCUGAGAGUGAGGAAACAGCAGGAAGUGAAGAGCAUGUGUGCGGAUCUGAGGAACAGGAAGAACACCAGUUCUCAGAAGUGGACGAGUCUGAGGAAGACGAGGACAAUGAUGAUGACGACGAGGAAGAGGAGUCGAAUGAUGACCCGCCGUCCUCCUGCUCCUCAGACACCCACCCAUCAGUAAGGCGUCGCUCCAAAUCCGCUGCCCACUCCCGACACAGCACCCCUGACCCCGACACCCCGGGUCCCAGUCCUGGUCCCGCUCUCGAGCCUACCCAGAGGGGCGCCUGGCGCAGCAGGCGGGCUGUGUUCUCCAGGCGAGGCUGGAAGGCCUCACCCAGAGCUUUCUCCCCCAGCAGUGACAGUUGCUCCCCCAGCCACAGCCUCUCCCCCCGUCUCGACCUGUCCUCCCCCAUCCAGAGCCUGUCUCCCCGGACAGAGCUGUCCUCACCUAGUCGACAUGUCUCCCCCUCCCCGGAGAGAGGGCCCUCUCCCAUCAGACCGCUUUCUCCUCUUCGUCCAAUCUCACCCAGCUGCUACAGACCAUCAAAAGGCUGGACCCCACCCUCACCCUUGGGACCGCAGCACCGGGCCCCUGGAUCCCUUCCCUGGGAGAGUCAUGAGAGAACAGAGAAAGGGGGCGGUGCAGGGAAAGGUCAAACCAGCGCUUUCUUACCAUCUGCGCUUCGUCUUUCCACCUGCGAGAGCUUUCCAGUCCAGCGGGCAGCAGACCACGUCUUCAGCCAUCUCCCCAUGCACUCCCAGCAACCCAAAGUCCCCUAUCUGAUGAUCCCCAUUGGCGGGAUACAAAUGGUACAAGCUAGACCACGGUCACAACCCUCUUCCCCUCUGGAGGGGAGCUCACUUUCCUGGUUUGAAUCCUACUGGACUCCAAGAACAGACGGUCUCAGGACUCCUGGAGACCACUGGACAGAGCAGCAGACAGCCGGAACCAGCCGGUCAGCGUGGUCCGGUUUGACCCGAACACCCACCAAACUGGAAAGGACAGACGUAAAGCAAUAUGGCAGCUCAGCUAGCUCCGCCUCCACCCGCAGGCCUGCUCCUGACACCAGCGAGGGUUGCAGCAGAGACAGUCGUUCAGAAGCAGCCCUCAGCCGACAAGCCCCCGUCGCCCCGCACCGCCCCGCGCGGAGGCCGGACGUGGCGACGGCACGUUUGAGGGACGACCUGGAGGAGGGAGGAGCUAACACAGACUCUGCCAGACCAAACCAGAGCACUUAGAAGUGUCUUCACUUUGAUGCAUCAUGCAUCCCUUUGUUUUGCUUUAAUGGUUGCUAUGCUAGUCUUGUUUUUCAAUUGAGUUGUUUUUAUACUGUUUUCAAUACAAUUGUUAAAUUAAAUGUUUGUUCAUUGGCAAUAUUCAGGUUUGUUAUAAAAAAGAUGCACUUUUUUCUUUGUGAAAAUAAUGUUUCUGUAAAUCAAUAUAUAAAAGUCAUUUAUGAAUAUAUCCCUCCUGUAUCACUGUUGAUACUGGUUAUUAUUGUCUGUUGAACUAUGUGUGCGAGGCAGAUGAAUACCUUUGUAAAUGACCAAAAUCUUUAAAUCAAAUAUAAUUCCAUUUUUGUUUAUCCAGACCUUGUCCAGUAUUACUAAAACCAUAGUUACUUGUGCCUUUUCUGUCCAUGGUUGGUGUCUCGAGGUCUCCAGUUCAGAAAAAAGAAACAAAGAGAAGGCUGUGAAUUUAUACAGUAUAUUUGCUUUGGAUCUUGUUUACUCAAUUUUGUUUGGUUCUUCAGGCCGUUUUCUUCAUGCCAGGGUAAAGCGAGAGCGGAAUCACAGGUGUCGAAGGAGCAGAUCUGUCAAUGGAAAAAUGCACUGACGUUCUAUUUUUUACGUACAAGAUGCUUUAGAUUAGAAAACAUCUCAGUACAGGGAACAAUGCUCCUUAUUUAUUGUUAUUUGAUGGCAAUGAUUUUAUACUUAUGUUGUUUAUUAUUUUCACCUGUGCAUCUUUUUCAUGAUGUUUCUGCAGUUUAUCUGUCGACAGAGAUGAGGGCUGCGUGUGGAGAUCCAAAUGCAGAUUCCUCACCGAGCAAACGAUCUUGUCAUUGAAAACCAAUAAAGAUGCACCUGAUACUAUUAUUCUUCUCUUGCA